AAACAAAUCUCCGGCUCAUCGCGCUUCCCUGCAUUGGGUGCGCCCCAUCACGAGAACCCACCUUCACUCGAACAAGGGCCCGUGCACGCCCACCCCAUUCCCAGUUGGCCGCCACGUCGAUUGGCCACCACUCGUUGCUCUGGUUUCACCUCUGCGUCUCCUCGCCAGUACCCUUCCAAGGCCUCCAUCGGUCAGCCUGGGCCGGGCUGCACUGUGUCUGUCGUUUUGGAGAUACAGCGCGACGGUCCGGGUUGGCUGCUAAAUACGACAGCACUGCCCAAACAUGGCUUCCCUGGACUUUGACCAAAAGUUCCUCGGUCGCAUAGCAAAGCAGACAGAGGAAUCCAAUCCCUUCUUGUCCAGCGCACUCUAUCAGAUCUUGGGCCUGUCAGUGCUGCUGGCCCGAAGGCUCAUCCGCGCCAGGAAGCUCCGCAAGCUAGACACGAGCCGAGACACUCCCUCGCUUGCCGCCUACCAGCACAUCUUGUGGAUGUCUCGCGAGGGCCUGUCCAUCUUGGAGCUGUACGUCCUUCCCUAUGCCCAGGACAACCAGCAUGGCCCCGAGUGCAGAGUCUUGAGCGUCAAGCUCCGAGCCAGCUUCUAUCACAUCUUCUGCCUCUUUCACAACCAACCGCCCGUCACAGCCACAAACAUGACGAGCACCGAUCCCCGUAACCCAGGCCUGCCACCACUGUCACCCAAGAACGCCAAUGCCAACGCCCGCAAGACAGACUCUUCGGCCCUAUCUCCCCCAUCCAAGCGAACAGGUAAACAACCUGUCCUUCGUGAGCCUGUCGACUCCAUCGUGUCCGAGACCUCGUUUGUCACGAAUCCAUAUGCUGCAGGAGGCCCAGUCGGCACUCCCUCACCAGUGCCACCCAUCAACGCGCCUCCAGGUCUCAACCCGGUUCCAAUCCCACAGCCUUCGUCCUUCAUCCUCCCACCCCUGAACUUUGUGCCCCUGGCAAGUGGUUACUUUACAACUGCCACGCAAUACGCCACUUCGUUUCUCCCUGGAUCACACCCCUUGAGACUAUCCGUUGCCCUUGAACACAGUGCCUUCCUGUGGGACUGCCUUCACGACCAUGACGCAUCACGGCGCGUCGCUCGACGUGCCAUCAAGGAUGUGUACCGUGCCCAAGAAGCCAUGGAUGAUAUCGAGUUCGAGGAUGCUGCUGAACUCGUGGGCAUUCUAGGCCGCAUGAUGAAGCGCAAGAGCUGGGAAGGUACACCGCGCGUGGGAGGAAUGGCAAGCCCAGAGCCUGCUGUACAGCCCUCUCCACAAGCAAGUGGCGGCGCUCCCGAAUCUGCAACCCGAACUGCUGCUGCUGCUGCUGCUGCUUCUACACCGCGCAGUCAGCAAAACACGCGGAGAGCGGCUGACGGACCGCCUCUAGCAGAGCCCACAAUACCCGUACGGUCAUCGAGUGCUGCGCGCAGUCGAGCAAAUACGGCGAGCAAGUCUGUGCCUCGCCAAAAAGAAGGCGGCAGCCACGAAGGUACACCAAAGUCUACGGCACACCGGCGUUCAGAGGGCGGCAGCAGGGAUACCACUCCUCGUGCACCCCAAGGGGGUGCCGGCCGCUCACCUGCAACGCCAUCUACAGUCCGGACUUCUUACCAACCCGGCAGCGGUGGCUCUUCAAAAGGAACCCCCGUGGCUGGGAGCAUGACGCCCUUGACGCAAAGUGCAGCAGCAACACUUGUUUCGGAGAACAUGCGCAACUCGCCGUCCCUUCGUCGCUCACCCCCUCUUCGAUACCCACCCGACCAAUACAGUCCGCGCCUGUCACCCUCGCAAGAAACUUCACACUCGAGACAACGGAGGUGACUAGUAGAGACGGGUCGGGAAAAGCAAAGAAAGAUGGAAGUGCAAUGGACCGAGGGCGACCGUGAAGCCGACAUUGUGCUCUUGCCGUCGACUCAGCCCUCCUCGGUUUCAUCAACGCCGGUCGACUUUGCGGGUCCCGCGUACCCCGAGUACCCGAUUAAACUCCGCGUAUAACCUGUAAGGGAACGUUCCUACAGUGAAAGUACCACCUGCCACGUCCAUCCUCCCGUCCCGUCGCAGAUCUACAAGUUCAGUACUUGUCUGGACCCCCUCUUCACGAUAACACAACCCCCUUGUUCUACUCUUCGACCAAAAAUAC
Exserohilum turcica Et28A is the source of this 2150-nucleotide messenger RNA. RefSeq lists its product as uncharacterized. The coding region runs from base 284 to 1831 and encodes 515 amino acids. The record is from RefSeq and is a predicted model, not a curated record. NCBI's taxonomy places the organism in Eukaryota, Fungi, Ascomycota, Dothideomycetes, Pleosporales, Pleosporaceae. The transcript is spliced from 2 exons.